AUGGACUCGGUCAUUGAUCUCUCCCGCGGUUGGCCCAACCCUGCCCUCCUACCCACCACCGCUUUGGCCAAUGCCUCAGCCACCGUGCUGUCCACGCCAUCCAUCUGGACGCCCGCGCUGCUCUACGGUCCCGAUCCGGGCUAUGAGCCCCUGCGCCAGGCUGUGGCCCAGUGGCUGACCUCCUUCUACCACCCGCGCCAUCCCAUCACCUCCAACCGCAUCUGCAUCACCGGCGGCGCCAGCCAGAAUCUCGCCUGUAUCUUCCAGGUCUUCACUGACCCCAGCUACACCCGCAAUGUCUGGAUGGUCGCGCCGACCUACCAGCUGGCCUCACGCAUGGUCGAUGACGCCGGCUUCGCGGGUCGGAUGAGGGUCAUCCCGCAGGAUGCCACGGGGCUCGAUCUGGCCUUCCUCCGUCGUGAGCUGGAAGUCGCUGAGGAGAAGGCCAAUGCGGAACAUCGAUCUGAACCGAAACUCAAACCCCCCAGACCGUGGGGGAAGAUCUACAAACAUGUCAUCUAUGCCAUCCCGACCUUCUCCAAUCCCUCAACCCUGACCAUGUCCCAGUCCGACCGGGAGAGUCUAGUGCAGCUGGCGCGCGACUUCGACGCUCUAAUCGUGACGGAUGACGUCUACGAUUUUCUGCAGUGGUCAGCGGAUCCCAACGCACCCCUGUCCACGCCGCACAAGGCGCCCGAGCCGCGCCUGGUGGACGUGGAUGCCUACCUCGACGGCGGGCCCAAGGAUGAAUGGGGGAAUGUCGUCAGCAACGGGAGCUUCAGCAAGCUGAUCGGACCGGGGAUGCGGACGGGAUGGGCGGAGGGGACGGCGAAGUUUGCCUACGGUCUUUCUCAAACAGGUUCGUCGCGAUCUGGAGGAGCUCCAUCCCAGAUGGCAUCCACGAUCGUCGCGCAGCUGCUCGAGACCGGCGCCUUCCAGACCCAUCUGGCGCAGGUGCUGCUGCCCGCAUAUGCCCGACGCUACCAUCGUCUCAUGUCCGCCGUGCGCGAACACCUUGUCCCUGUGGGCGCCGCACCCCGCGAGUCGUCCAGGGUCGCCGGCGGCUACUUUAUCUGGGUGCGGCUGCCUGCCCCGCUACGUGCAAGGGAUCUCGCGCGCACCGCGCUGGAGAAGCACCAGGUGAACGUGGCGCCGGGCGAGAUCUUCCAGGUCCCCGGGGACUCUGAGCACGGCGCGAAUGACUUUUGCGACCACCUGCGCCUGUGUUUUGCAUGGGUGGAGGAGGAACAGCUCGCGGAGGGAGUGUGUCGGCUCGGACGCGCGAUCCGCGAGGCUCUCGAGUCCUCGGGGAAAUUGUAG
Molecule: messenger RNA, 1320 nt
Organism: Aspergillus clavatus NRRL 1
Lineage: Eukaryota; Fungi; Ascomycota; Eurotiomycetes; Eurotiales; Aspergillaceae
Product: aminotransferase-like domain-containing protein
Exons: 3
Coding region: 1-1320 (439 amino acids)
Biological process (GO): biosynthetic process
Molecular function (GO): L-2-aminoadipate:2-oxoglutarate transaminase activity; pyridoxal phosphate binding
Source: RefSeq, a predicted model, not a curated record